Messenger RNA from Peromyscus eremicus (cactus mouse), 1872 nucleotides. Its product is annotated as zinc finger protein 91-like. The record is from RefSeq and is a predicted model, not a curated record. The transcript has 2 exons. Gene Ontology annotation, biological process: regulation of transcription by RNA polymerase II. The annotation marks the transcript as partial. NCBI's taxonomy places the organism in Eukaryota, Metazoa, Chordata, Mammalia, Rodentia, Cricetidae. Gene Ontology annotation, molecular function: RNA polymerase II cis-regulatory region sequence-specific DNA binding; DNA-binding transcription factor activity.
AUGGAUAGUAUAAAGCAUACUGGAACAAAAUUUUGCCAGGUUAAAGACUGUAAUGAAUUCUUUGAUUUUAAUUCAAAUAUAACUCAAAAUGUUUCAAGUAACACUACAGAAGAGAAACCAUACAAAUGUAAUGCAUGUGGAAAGUCAUAUAAAAAACUCUCAUACCUUCAUAUUCAUCACAGAAUCCAUAUUAGAGAGAAACCUUAUAUAUGUGAUGAAUGUGGAAAGUCCUUUGUCCAGUCCUCCACUCUUCAAUGUCACAAGAGAAUCCAUACUGGAAAAAAGCCAUGUAAAUGUGAUGAAUGUGGAAAGUUCUUUAGGAAUGCCUCAUCUCUUUGUGCUCAUCAGAGAAUCCAUGCUGGAGAGAAACCUUAUAAAUGUGAUGAAUGUGGAAAAUCCUUUGUCCAGUCCUCCACUCUCCAAUGUCACAAGAGAAUCCAUACUGGAGAAAAGCCUUAUAAAUGUGAUGAAUGUGGAAAGUGCUUUAGGGAUGGCUCAUCUCUUUGUGCUCAUCAGAGAAUCCAUACUGGAGAGAAACCUUAUAAAUGUAAUGAAUGUGGAAAGUCCUUUGUCCACUUAUCCAAUCUUCAACGUCACAAGAGAAUCCAUACUGGAAAAAAGCCUUAUAAAUGUGAUGAAUGUGGAAAGUCCUUUGUCCAGUCCUCCAAUCUUCAAUGUCACAAGAGAAUCCAUACUGGAGAAAAGCCUUAUAAAUGUGAUGAAUGUGGACAGUCCUUUUUCCAGUCCUCCAAUCUUCAACGUCACAAGAGAAUCCAUACUGGACAAAAGCCUUAUAAAUGUAAUGAAUGUGGAAAGUGCUUUAGGAAUGGCUCAUCUCUUUGUGCUCAUCAGAGAAUCCAUACUGGAAAGAAACCUUAUAAAUGUGAUGAAUGUGGAAUGUGCUUUAGAGAUUUCUCAUCUCUUCAUGUUCAUCACAAAAUCCAUACUGGAGAGAAACCUUAUAAAUGUGAUGAAUGUGGAAAAUCCUUUGUCCAGUCCUCCACUCUUCAAUGUCACAAGAGAAUCCAUACUGGAGAAAAGCCUUGUACAUGUGAUGAAUGUGGAAAAUCCUUUGUCCAGUCCUCCCAUCUUCAAUGUCACAAGAGAAUCCAUACUGGAGAAAAGCCUUAUAAAUGUGAUGAAUGUGGAAAGUGCUUUAGGAAUGGCUCAUCUCUUUGUGCUCAUCAGAGAAUUCAUACUGGAGAGAAACAUUAUAAAUGUGAAGAAUGUGGAAAAUCCUUUGUCCAAUCAGAUGUCUCAUCUCUUCAUGUUCAUCACAAAAUCCAUACUGGAGAGAAACCUCAUAAAUGUGAUGAAUGUGGAAAAUCCUUUGUCCAGUCCUCCACUCUCCAAUGUCACAAGAGAAUUCAUACUGGAGAAAAGCCUUAUAAAUGUGAUGAAUGUGGAAAGUGCUUUAGGAAUGGCUCAUCUCUUUGUGCUCAUCAGAGAAUCCAUACUGGAGAGAAACCUUAUAAAUGUGAUGAAUGUGGAAAAUCCUUUGUCCAGUCCUCCCAUCUUCAAUGUCACAAGAGAAUUCAUACUGGAGAAAAGCCUUAUAAAUGUGAUGAAUGUGGAAAGUGCUUUAGGAAUGGCUCAUCUCUUUGUGCUCAUCAAAGAAUCCAUACUGGAGAGAAACCUUAUAAAUGUGAUGAAUGUGGAAAGUCCUUUGGCCAAUCCUCUGAACUUAAACGUCAUAGGAGAAUCCAUACUGGAGAAAAGCCUUAUAAAUGUGGUGAAUGUGGAAAGUGCUUUAGGAAUGGCUCAUCUCUUUGUGUUCAUCAGAGAAUCCAUACUGGAGAGAAACCUUAUAAAUGUGAUGAAUGUGGAAAGUCCUUUGUCCAGUCCUCCAAUCUUCAGUGUCAUAGGAGAAUC